Molecule: messenger RNA, 4872 nt
Organism: Thalassophryne amazonica
Lineage: Eukaryota; Metazoa; Chordata; Actinopteri; Batrachoidiformes; Batrachoididae
Gene: trpm2
Product: transient receptor potential cation channel, subfamily M, member 2
Exons: 32
Coding region: 130-4584 (1484 amino acids)
Biological process (GO): calcium ion transmembrane transport
Cellular component (GO): membrane
Molecular function (GO): ligand-gated calcium channel activity
Source: RefSeq, a predicted model, not a curated record
CUCUCUGCUCUGACAUCACUGGUGCAGAACAGAGUAUGCGCCAGCAUCACCUGCAGCAUCUCAAUGUCAGGCUUCUCUCUCAGUCUGAGCUAGAGCUGUGCACAGCCACUCCCUCAUACUGCUCGCAGGAUGGUGGAGGCUGAGGUUGAGUCAAAGCUGGUUCACAAUCUGUCUAUCAGCAAAGCGCAGCUCUCUAAGCCCCUGUCUCCUUCCCUUUCCUUUCAGCACGAUGUCUUCGCCCCCUGGUUCAAGAAGAACCUGUGCAAGAAGGAAUGUUUCUUCUUUGAGAAGGACAAAAGUGAGGAUAUAUGCAAGUGUGGCAACUUGAAGACUGAUCAUGUGGUUGAAGCCAUCAAGCCAGAGGACUUCGUGGGUGAGUCGUGGAACAAACUCAGACACAUCCGUGAAGUCCCCACUGACGCUUUUGGAGACAUCAGCUUUGGCGGUUUGGGACAGAAGAUUGGCAAGUAUGCGCGAGUGUCCACGGAAACCAGUCCAGAUAUUUUGUAUCAGUUGUUGACUGAGCAGUGGAAGCUCACACCUCCAAACUUGCUGAUCUCAGUGACUGGAGGAGCAAAGAACUUUUAUCUGAAGGCUGGACUGAAGAAUAUGUUCCACAGAGGUCUUAUUAAAGUGGCCCAGACAACAGGUGCAUGGAUCAUCACCGGUGGUACCCACACAGGCGUGAUGAAGCAUGUUGGACAGGCGGUGAGGGAUUAUGCCCUGAGCAGCUCCAUGCAGGGCCAGAUUGUAGCCAUUGGAGUGGCCACAUGGGGAACGCUGCACAACAGGAAGACUUUGGUUAAUCCAGAAGGUUCUUUCCCUGCAGAAUAUGUGACAGAUGUCCAGGGUCAGGGCCGAAUGUGCUGCAUUGACAACAACCACACCCACUUCUUGCUCGUGGACGAUGGGACUCAUGGACAUUACGGUGUGGAGAUCGAACUGCGCAGCCGUCUGGAGAAAUGCAUUUCUGAGAAGCGUCUUGGAAGCCAAGAGAGUUGUGUGACAAUCCCAGUGGUGUGUGUGGUUUUAGAUGGAGGACCAGGUACUCUCAAUACCAUCUAUAAUGCCAUGCUAAAUGGGACACCAUGUGUGAUCUUAGAGGGCUCUGGGAGAAUAGCUGAUGUGAUUGCUCAGGUGUCAGGUUUGCCAGUCUGCAGGGUCACUAUUGCCCUCAUGCAUCAGUUAAUGAAAAAGUUCUUUGGACACGAGUAUCAAAGGUUCUGUGACCUCAAGAUUAUAGAAUGGACCAAGAAGAUUGUGUUUGUUUUUCUCAUCCAGAUUCAGGACAUAAUCAGGAUGCCACAUUUGCUGACAGUCUUCAGAGUGAGUGAGGAUAAGCACGGGGAUCUGGACGUGGCAAUUCUACAAGCUUUACUGAAAGCUUCAAGAUUCAGUGAAUCUUUGGGAAUUGAGAGCUGGAAGAGGCAGUUGGAACUGGCCAUAGCUUGGAACCGGGUGGACAUUGCAGAAACAGGGAUCUUUAUUGAGGAGAGCCACUGGAAGUCCAGUGACCUCCACUGGGCCAUGUUCUCAGCCCUGGUUGGCCACAAGCCUCAGUUUGUAAACUUGUUGGUGGAGAACGGAGUGAGUCUCAAGGAUUUCCUCCAGGAAGAGGGUAUGCUGUGCGAACUCUACAAACAGAUGCCCAACUGCCUCUUUCUCCGUAAACUGGCCAAGCGGGUCCAGAGUAGUCAAAGGAACAAGAGGCAAGGGUUCCACAUCAGGUCUCAUGGUAUAUCAAGACAAACUCCAAGCAUCUCAAUGGUUCACGUCUCCAGCGUGGUGCAGCACUUGCUGGGUAGUUUUACUCAGCCUCUCUACCCUCUCAUCACCAUGAGAUAUCACAUCAACAAGACUCUGGAGGAUACAUCUAUAUGUCUCUCAGGUAAAGACCAGGGCGGCGUCCAGGCUCCUCUUCGAGAGGAUGGUUCUGACGCUCACAUUGAUCCAGGCAGAGACCUUUUCCUUUGGGCUGUUGUCCAAAACAAUAAAGAACUGGCUGAAAUUGCAUGGGAGCAGUGUAGGGACUGCAUGUCUGCUGCUCUGGCAGCCACUAAAAUCCUCAGGAAAAUGGCUGACGAGGGAAGUGAUGCAGAUGAGGCAGCGGCCAUGAGACAGCUCUCCAAUCACUACGAGAAACAUGCCAUCGGUGUGUUCACUGAGUGCUACAACAAUGACCAGCAACGAGCUCUGAAGCUGCUGGUUCGAGCAUCUCCUUCUUGGGGAAGGACGACAUGCCUGAGGCUGGCACUGGAGGCUGAUGAUAAAAACUUUGUGGCACACUCUGGCGUUCAGACUCUUCUAACUCAGAUCUGGUGCGGCGAACUGUCAGUGGACAAUCCUGUGUGGCAAGUGCUGAUGUGCAUGUUCUUUUUCCCAUUGAUCUACAUGGGAUUUCUGUUAUUCAGGCGUGAUGAGGUCAUCCACAAAGAGGCGGAGAAGAAUGAGGAGCUGAAAACCUUGGAGACAAUGACAGGAAGCACUCUUAGGAAGCAUUCUCAUAGCUUUGACCUCUUCAACAGAAAGCGACUGAAUCCUCUGAGCUGCUGGUCCAGGCUGAUGGGCCUCUACGGAUCACCACAGGUCAAAUUCUGCUGGCAUAUUUUGUCCUAUUUUGCCUUCCUUUUCCUGUUUUCUGUGGUCCUAAUGGUGGACUUCCAAGCCACACCCUCUGCAGGGGAGGUGCUUCUCUACAUCUGGCUCUUCUCUUUGGUGUGUGAGGAGGUCAGACAGCUGUUUCAUGAUCCUGAUGGCUUUGGGUUACAUAAAAAAGCCAAGAUGUAUAUUAACGAGUUAUGGAAUAUACUCGAUGUGCUGUCCAUCAUCCUUUUUAUUAUAGGGCUCGUGUUUAGGCUGAUGACCAAACUCUUCUAUGCGGGCAAAAUCAUCCUCUGCAUCGAUUUUGUUGUCUUCUGCCUCCGUGUGAUGGCAAUCUUCACUAUCAGCCGGACUCUAGGCCCCAAAAUCAUCAUCCUCAGAAGAAUGAUGAUGGAUAUGUUCUUCUUCAUGUUCCUACUGAGCAUCUGGGUGGUGGCGUACGGUGUAGCCAAACAGGGCAUCCUUAUCCACAAUGAGAGUCGACUGGACUGGAUUGUGCGUGGGGCAGUUUACGAACCGUACCUUGUCAUAUUUGGGAAUGUUCCGACAAACAUUGACAAUGCUGAAUUCAACAUCGAUUCCUGCAGCAUGAAUGGCACUGACCCGCUGAAGCCAAAAUGUCCCGUUCUGAAUGAAAACGAAACACCAGCGUUCCCCGAGUGGCUCACUAUCAUCAUGCUGUGUGUUUAUUUGCUCUUUGCCAACAUACUCCUGCUCAACCUGCUCAUUGCGAUCUUCAACUUUACAUUCGAGGAAGUGCAAGACAACACAGACAGAAUAUGGAAGUUCCAAAGAUAUGAGCUAAUCAAAGAAUACUACAGUCGCCCUGCUGCCCCUCCUCCUUUCAUCAUCCUCAGUCAUCUUUAUCUUUUCAUCAGGAACGUGCUGCUAUGCCGGGCCUCCUCCAAAUCCACAGAGUUCAAGAAAGUGUUACCUCAGAAUGAAGAAGAAGAGCUGUUGUCCUGGGAAGCCUUGAUGAAGGACAGAUACCUUCUCUCCAUGCAGGAGGCACAGAGCCAAAGCACGGAACAGCACAUCCUCGACACAGCCCACAAGAUUAACACCAUAACUGAUCGGCUGGAACGGGAAGAAGAGAUGACCUCAGCUGCCAUACUAAAGAGACUGGCUCGACUGGAGGAGCAGACAAUGCAGUCUGUCAAAGCCCUGCAGUGGAUCAUGGAAAACAUCAGACCUCAUGGCACUGCAGCGGAAGAAGCACAUCUGCUAUCAACUACCACAGAUGGCGAGUCCCCAGAAACUUUGCCAAAUAUGUCCGAGAAAGACGAGCCUGUUCUCCAUGUCAUUGCUCGUCAAUUAUACUAUCCGAAUAGUAAAAUUACACGUUUUCCUGUGCCUGAAGAGAUGGUGCAAUGGGAGGUCAGCUUCAGCACAUACGAGCCACUUUAUUAUUCCUCGGACGACGGUGGAGACCAAAUGGAUGGAUCAGGAUGUGAAACUGUUGACAAUCACAGAAACCCAGGAGGUAGGACAGGCAUCAGGGGGCGAGGUGCCCUUGCACACCUGGGUCCAAAUCUGAACACAGAACUGGUGAUUACUCGCUGGCGGGACAGUGAGCAAUCCAUCUUGGAGUUCCUUGUCAUUUGGGACCAGCACCAAAGGGUCUGGGUUUUACCUGGGGGACUCAUGGAUUCUGCUGACAAGCUCCCGGUCAACCUCAAACAAAUCAUGGGAAAGAAGCUUUAUGAAAACCUAAACACAAAAAUUUCAGAGGGAGCCAAGGUGUAUGAGGGCUAUGUGGAUGACUGCAGGAACACAGAUAAUGCCUGGGUGGAAACCACUGUCCUAAAUAUUCACCUGGCUAGAACAAGCCAAGUCAUGGUCGACAUCAACCAUGUGGUGGCGACCAGCCGCAGCUCCCUUCAGUUGAUCCAGUGGCAGGAACUGAGCAACAAAACAGGACUGUGCUCCAACCAAAGAGUUUACCUGCGACACGUUGCUGGGCUGCACAACAGGAAGUUCUAAUGUUCAGCCUGUGGAAGCCUCAGAUGUGUGUCCACUUACAGGGACUUCUCUGCCUGUUUAACUUAUGUCUGAUGGAAAUGAAUUAUUUUGCACUGAAACCACUUGAUAAAAAAGCAAGAUGCCAAAGCCAUGAUGUAUGUCAAUAUGCUGCAGCAGAUCUUUUUUUAGUUUUUGCACAUAUCUAAACAUCUAAAAGCAGAUGUUUACUGUGUACUGUGAUGUGCAUUUAAAUCCAGACUGCGUACGUGCUCAUGACCACUGUGAAUAAAUACUAAUGCUGACCUCCUA